Lolium perenne is the source of this 1252-nucleotide messenger RNA. NCBI's taxonomy places the organism in Eukaryota, Viridiplantae, Streptophyta, Magnoliopsida, Poales, Poaceae. The record is from RefSeq and is a predicted model, not a curated record.
CAUCUCCAACAGGCGCUGUAAAACGCGCGCGCGGCAAAAUACCUGCCAGUUUGGCGCGCGCGAGCGCUCGCGCGAAGCUCCAGCAGACGCGGGAAAAAGGCGCGCGCGGUAAAUUUUUUGCCGCGCCCGCGCGUUUGCGCCAUCCCACGCGGGAAAUUUGCCGCGUGCGCUGCCGCGCGCGCUAUAUAGACGACACGCGCGAACGCGUCAACCGCCUCUGAAACUUCCGCGUGUCCCUCCGCUUCUUCCCCACCGCUCUGUCUCCGCGCCACGCGCCGCCGCUCUACCUCCGCCGCCUGUCCGCCUCCGCCUCCGGCGACAUGCCUCCGCGGCGCCGCUCCGCCUCCGGCUACCGCGGCGUCCGCGCGCGGCCGAGCGGCCGCUUCGACGCCGAGAUUCGCUCCGGCGAGGAGCGGAUCCGGCUCGGCACCUUCGACACCGCGCAUGAGGCGGCGCGAGCCUACGACGCCGUCGCGUGGCGCCUCGGCCGCCCCCGCCGGCAGAUGAACUUCGACGACGUCUGGACGCGCGAGCAGGCGGAGAUGCUGGCGCCGCCGUCGCCGAUAGUCACGCGCGAAGAGCAGCGCCGCCAUCUGGAGCUGGAGCAGCGCCUCCUCAUCGCCGAGCGCGACGAGGCGAUGCGCCUCGAGUGGGCGCGGCGCUUCCCGGAGGACGUCGCUGCCACGGAGGCCUUCUACGCGCAGAAGGAGGAGAAGAAGGCGGCGAUGAAAGCGGAGAAGAAGGCGAGCCGCGAGAAGCGCCGCGCCGAGUCCGCGGCGAGGAAGAAGGCGAGGGCCGAGGCGGCGGCGAAGAGGAAGGAGGAAAAGAAGAAAGGCGCAGGGCCGUCGACCGUCGUGCUCUCGUCCUCCUCCUCCGACUUCCAGUGGACGUCGACGUCCACGCCGGUGUCGGAGACGACUCCGAGCAGCUCCGACUACGACUGGGAGUCCGACGAGUAGUCGGACGAGUAGUUUAGUAUUUUCUAUGUCGCAUUUGUAUCGUCGCACUUUAAUAUAUUCGUAUUUCGAUCAAAUUUCAUAGUUUGUUUGAUGAAUUUUAAAAAAAACGGUCGCGCGCGCUGCAAAAUAGCGCCUCUGGCGGAGGUGCGUUUUCCGCACACCAACGCGCGCUGCAAAAUGCAGCCUCUGCCGGGGGCAAAUUCGCUAUACCGCGCGCGAACGGUAUACAGCGCGCCCAAUCGCCGGUAUAGCGCGCGAGAAUUUGCAGCGCCUGUUGGAGAUGCUCUAAGGAG